CAUAGACCCUUUGGUGGAGCUGGACUCCACUCUACUGAUUGCUUUCAGGGGACUGGGAAAUUUGCUGUACAUGGAACAAGGGAGGAAACUACCCAGUGAAAAACUGUAAGGAUAUAUGACAUUUGUACAAACGUGGGGUUAAGUCUUUCACAAAAGUGACCGUUGGCCCUACCAAGCCCACAGAAGACAGUGUUGCUGGAAGUGAGGACCUGCCGGUUCUCCAAGACGUGGUCUCUCUGAAGGAGCGGAUGGCAAGAUAUCAGGCAGCUGUUUCCAGAGGUGACUGCCGCGACUUCUUGGCUAAUGCGAUGGAAGAAUCAGAAGUUUGCACAGUGCCUGGGGGUUUGGCGAAGGUAAAGAAACAAUUUGAGAAGGACGAAAUGGCCUCUUCCUGCAAUACCUUUUCACAGUACAAAUACCAACAUGGGAACAGAUCUGAGCAGGAGAUAAUCCAUAGCAAUCAGCAAAUGAAAAGAAAUGAACACGAAGUUUCCACAGCACAUGGAAUUGAUGUUCUCCAAACAGAAAUGGUAACUACUUAGAAAAAUAAUAUUUGCCAAAUAGUUUCAGUGGAAGUUCUG
Castor canadensis (American beaver) is the source of this 581-nucleotide messenger RNA. The record is from RefSeq and is a predicted model, not a curated record. Lineage: Eukaryota; Metazoa; Chordata; Mammalia; Rodentia; Castoridae.